Girardinichthys multiradiatus is the source of this 2524-nucleotide messenger RNA. It is a transcript of the gene josd2, whose product is annotated as Josephin domain containing 2. The transcript is spliced from 5 exons. Gene Ontology annotation, molecular function: cysteine-type deubiquitinase activity. Gene Ontology annotation, biological process: protein deubiquitination. NCBI's taxonomy places the organism in Eukaryota, Metazoa, Chordata, Actinopteri, Cyprinodontiformes, Goodeidae. The coding region runs from base 400 to 954 and encodes 184 amino acids. The record is from RefSeq and is a predicted model, not a curated record.
AUCACUGUCUUUAGAGUUGCUGGAGGUGGUUUAAGAUCUGUGUGUGCAGCGCCAGCCUAAGACCUAAGUUGGCUUCAACGACAGUUUUUAUUUAGUUUUUAUUCCAGGGGGUUAAACCGACUCACCAACACGGAGGGAGCUUAUUUUGUCGCUGUGUAAGGGGGUGCGACAGCCUCUCAACAGCAGCAGCAUCACAACAACAGGACCACUUCCGGGUUCAGACUGUACCAUCAUUUAAAGGGUUUGCUUUAUCAGCAGGUCAGUGGCGUCAUUUGGCUUUUGUUGAAAAAUAAUAGUUCACUCUGCUGCUGUUUUCCUGGCGGUCAGCAGUCGAAAUAAGACAGUAUAAUCAGCGGGCUGUCACAGUUACCCUCCCUGCCAGGUGUUUGAGGACUUAGUAUGAGUGACGGGGAGGUGUUUCACGAGAAGCAGCGCUUGGAGCUGUGCGCCAUACAUGCGCUCAACAACGUGCUUCAGGAGCGGGUGUUCACCAAGGAGACAGCCGAUGACAUCUGUAAACGGUUGGCUCCACAGUGUGUGGUAAACCCCCAUCGGUCAGUAUUAGGCACAGGAAACUAUGACGUCAACGUGAUUAUGGCGGCAUUACAGAGCAGGGACCUGGCCGCAGUGUGGUGGGAUAAACGCAGGACAGUCCAGAGUCUCUGCAUGUCAAAAGUCCAUGGUUACAUUCUCAACGUUCCCUCCCGAGUCUCUUUGGGCAUCGUGUCCCUCCCGGUACGGCGGCGGCACUGGCUCGCGGUUCGGCAAGUUAACGGACAGUACUACAACCUGGACUCUAAACUGAAGAGUCCCGCCUGCAUCGGGGGAGAAGCAGAGCUACGCACAUUUCUCAGCGAGCAGCUUUCCCAGGAUGUGGCAGAGAUGCUCCUGGUGGUGCAACGAGAGGUGGAGGAGGACGGUUCGUGGUUAAACCCCGACAGCCCAAACGAGUGAUCCACUUUUGCGUUGAAAAACAAAAGUCCUCGGGGAAAAUAACAGACUUUUAGUUUUUUUAAACAAUACAUUAAAGAAAUUUCUUCAGGGAAUGCACUAAAUUACACGUAACAUCCACACUGACACAUAAAGGAAAAUCCAAAGAGAAGCAGAGGGUGAAGUUUACUCCUGCUAAUGAAGAUGUUUCUGAUUGUAACAGCUGUUGAAGCUUUCAUUCUGGUAUGAACCAUGUCAUUCUCAUAGUACAUUAGCCUUAAAACAAGGAAGGAGCCGAAGUGGAGCGAGUUUGAGACAAAUGGGAACAUAUUCAAACUGACUGAACCGUUUGCGGUUUUACUUCCAGGUUGUGUUAAUGAUUGAUCAGCUGUAUUAAUGGAAACUAAGUUACUGAAAUAUGAAGAUAAAUGUGUUCUGGGGUGACUGAUUUGAUUUAGUUUUGGUCAUACGAGGAUGUUUUGGUGAAGCAAUUGCAUUGGGUCUUUUUUCCCUCUUUGUCGUUAACCUUCUAUGCACUGCAGAGUGAGAUUUGUGAGGUGUAAAUGUGUUUGUGCUCCUAGAGGCACAUACGGCAGGAUGGCUGAACUAUGAAGCAGGAUCUCUAGCUAUAAAUCUGAAAACGGGAGUUUACGUCGUCACAAAGGUGGAUCAUGUCUGCUCUGGUAACCUAAGCUGUAGGCAACCCUGGUUGAUUUUAUUUGGGAUAAAAUCAACACACAUGAUUGCAUCUGGGUCAAUCAAGUUUAGUGGAAAACGAAGGGAAAAAAGCUACUUUUUCUACUAAAUGAAAGAGUGUUUUGUUUUCACGACAAAAAUAUCUAGAUUUUUAUCAGAGAGAACAGCUCAUUAAAGUAUUGAAUUAGUUAUUUGAAACUUUAUUGCAGAUUUUCUUGUGGAUUUAGGUCUCCUUUGCUGUACUGUUGCAUAAGAAAUCAGUUGAUAAAUUUUUUGGGACACUGGGGUUCCAGCAGUUUCUAGUUCAAUUUAGGCCUGGUUCUUUGUUGGUUUCUUGUUCUCAUAUUAAAAUACUUGGGCUGUACACUACCGUAUUUUAACCCUAAACACUUGGUUUUCACAGUGGCGUUCCCGCACAGAUCCAUGUCUCAAUUAGGAAAACGUGGUUCGGCAGGAUGAAAGCCAGCGUUGUCGCACAGCUUUGCAGGACUGAUGUUAUUGAGCUAGAACAAAUGAAUGCUCUUGAGUUUUAAGCCUGCUUCAUAGUUCCCAGGCGUGUCCUCAUCAAAAUGAACACCUUACCUCUUUGUUUUUUUUAAUAAGAUGUUAUAAUAAAGGUUAAUCUUAACCUGCGGUAAAGCAGACAACAGCAGAAGACUACUUUGUGUUCAUUUUGAUGAGUUACAAAAUAAAUUAAGGUCAUUUUCAACUAUCCUCAACAAAUGCAAAAACAAAACACUUUUUCUGAGUGUUUGCUGUAUUUAUUUUUGUAUUUCUGUCUUGCCUGUUGAACUAUGCAUAUCCUGAUGGACACUAGUGACUAAUCCUAAACGUGAACCUUGAGUUCCUAUUGUUGAUGCUUAUUUAUAAUAAUAAAAACAUGGACCUCUUGUUUUAA